AUGUUCAAAAAGAAGCCUACAAUCAAAAACUUAGCACCGCUACGGUCAUCUGAUCGGCGGAAAAUUGCGGACCAAAUCAUCAAGGAAUACCAGAUCAGCAUUCCCUCAACUUCAACUGAAGAUCAAGCCUCUACCACCUCUCCGAACCUGACGUCAAUCCGAAAUGCCCUUCUCCCCGAUAACUCGCUGACUGCUCGAUUCACGACAACCGCCGGGCCAGACCUUCGAGAGCUGACGGGUAUCGUGUAUGUCGGCGCGCAUCCAGAUGGCGAAGAGCGCGUGCUAUGGUUCAAGCUGGAGCAUGGCCCGGGUGCCGACAAGCGACUGUACCCUACUGUCUACACGCUAUGGAACAAUCCCAACCUGGUUCCGCUUCUCCAUACCCCCGGAUUUGUGAUGGGCAAGCUCCAUGGCGGGGCGGACCUCAUGACGCCUGGUCUUGCGAAUGAGCCGCCGUUCCCCGCAAGGGCGGUCAAGGAUGCGGUUGUUGCGGUCGCGAGUGUGGAUAGACAUACUGUGCCUCGCUUUGUAGGAAUCUGUGAGAUUGAUGUAUCGGCGCUCGGGGAGGUGCAGGGCACAAAGGGCUCGGCGGUUCGUGGUCUGCAUUGGGAGGGAGAUGAGCUUUGGGCAUGGAGCUCUUCAUCACGACCGGGCCGCGCAGCUCCUGAGUACCUGGAAGGCUGGGAUGAAGAUGAGACUGAGGAGCUUGAGAAAGGUGUUGAAGCGUUGGCAGUUGAGGAAAAUGGAGGUGCAGAAGAGGCCGAUGAACCCGCUUCAGCGGAGGAGCUGGAGUCUGAAGAGCCAGAGCCAACAACAAAGGAAAUUGAUGAUGCCUUUGUCAAUGCCUUUGUUUAUGCUCUCUACAAGCUCAAACAGGACAAUCCCUCGGCCAACAACCAUGGCCUGCCACUCCCAAUUUCACCCUCAGCUUUAAUAGCUAACUUUACCGCCCCUUACCUGCCAAUUCAUAAUGCUCAACAGGCUCAAUUUUAUAACAUCAAGAAGACAAGUUGGAAAAACGUCAAAAAGUUCAUCAAGCAUCUGGACAAAACCCAACUCGUCAAAUCCAAGGACCGCAAUGGCCAGGAAACUGUGAUUCUUGAUGUCGACUUUGACGAUCAUCGCGUCCAACGUUUCGUUCCAUACAGAUUACCCUCGAAGAAUGCCCUUGAAAACAAGCCCUCUGCAGCAGAUGGGAAGAAGCCUGCUGCUGAUGGUGGUGAUCCCUCUGUAGGACAGACGAUCAGCGUACAAAAUCUGUACCGUCCAUCGGGAAAGCUGAUCCCGAACAUCUUCCCUGCGCUUUCCGCGAGCAGCCCAUCCAACUUCUACAAAUACUCCGACAUCUCCACCCACCUGGAUCAAUAUCUGCAAUCGCAAGAUCCUCCUAUCGUCUCUCGAGAAAACCGACGUAUCAUCACUAUCAACCCCUUCCUGGCCAACACCAUCUUCACUUCGGAUUCCACAGAAGAUAAAGGAACGCUCGCGCGUGGCAAGGUCACCCGCGAUGGUCUUUUGAAACGUAUUGCCGAAGACAGAACUCUUGUCCAGCCGCACUACCUCAUUUUGAAGAACGACCAAACCAUUGCAGACGUCAAGCCCAAAUCAGGCACUGCUCCAAAGGUCACUGUCACUCUCGAAAAGCGUACGGGAUCCAAGACAGUCACAAAGGUUAUGAACCUGGAAAUCUUUGGUGUGAUCCCUACUCUUCUCUCCCAGGAACUUCAGAAGAAGUGUGCCGGCAGCACUAGUGUGACACAGGCUAUGGGAGCACCCAAGGGUGUUAUGGAAGUCCUGGUUCAGGGUGAUCAACGCAAGGCGAUUGAGACAGCACUUGGGCGCCGUGGACUGAAGACACAGUGGAUAGAAGUUGUGGACAAAACCAAGAAAAAGAAGACUUGA
Messenger RNA from Penicillium nucicola, 1902 nucleotides. Its product is annotated as putative RNA binding protein Ligatin/Tma64. Gene Ontology annotation, molecular function: translation initiation factor activity. The transcript is spliced from 3 exons. The record is from RefSeq and is a predicted model, not a curated record. Bases 1 to 1902 code for a protein of 633 amino acids. Gene Ontology annotation, biological process: translational initiation; formation of translation preinitiation complex. Lineage: Eukaryota; Fungi; Ascomycota; Eurotiomycetes; Eurotiales; Aspergillaceae.